Molecule: messenger RNA, 1138 nt
Organism: Formica exsecta
Lineage: Eukaryota; Metazoa; Arthropoda; Insecta; Hymenoptera; Formicidae
Gene: RpS10b
Product: 40S ribosomal protein S10
Exons: 5
Coding region: 179-1096 (305 amino acids)
Cellular component (GO): cytosolic small ribosomal subunit
Molecular function (GO): RNA binding; structural constituent of ribosome
Source: RefSeq, a predicted model, not a curated record
UAGAUAUACUCUAUAGACUUUAUAUUUACACAGAUAUAAUCUUGUAACCUAUAAUUUCAAUCAUUGCCGAGUGUUGCUUGUGAAGAGGGAAAAAGAGAAGUCUUUACAUUUUUUCAUAGAAAUAUAAAAAUUUAAUUAAUUGUGAAUCUUUUUCCAAAUUACGCUGUAUACAUAUAUUAUGCAGUUAUCUAAAUUAAAAAAGCGAAGAGAACGAACAUUGAGUGUGCACUUUCCUCAUGUGCUAAAAGAUAAAAAAGAUGUUGAAAAUUUAUUCACGGGUAAUUUUUACAUAAAAUUACCACGACAGUCCAGUAGAUCAUGUCAUGUUGUGUUCUCCAAUGUAGAGGAAAAAAUAACGAACUAUAAAUCUGCAAAGGAAAAAACAAUUAAUGGCAAGCGAAUUGUUAUUAAACCACUAUGUGCUCUUGUUAAAAAAAAUGCCAAGAAAAUAAAAAGAAAGAAAGUUUGUAUACCCGAAAUCAAACCAGAUAUUAAAGUGACACAAGCAUUAUUUGUCUCAAAUAUAGCAACUGGUAUAAAAUCACAUGAACUGAAAGGUGCCCUUCCUGGAUGUGUCCAUGUUACUUUAUUAAAAUCUUACAAUAAAGACUUUAAAAUGUUGAUGCCAAAAAAGAAUCGUGUAGCUAUCUAUGAGUACCUUUUCAAAGAGGGAGUUAUGGUAGCAAAGAAGGAUUAUCAUGCAUCGAAACAUCCGGAAUUAGAAAAUAUUCCCAAUCUUCAAGUCAUUAAGGCUAUGCAGUCUUUAAAAUCUAGAGGAUAUGUGAAGGAACAAUUUGCUUGGAGGCAUUUCUACUGGUAUCUUACAAAUGAUGGUAUCGAAUAUUUACGUGGAUACUUGCAUUUACCACCUGAAAUUGUGCCCUCAACUCUCAAGAAACAACCAAGGUCUGAAACCACAAGGCCGAGACCUGCUGCGACUAGAAGCGAGGGCUCGAGACCAACGGAAGAUCGGGCAGGAUACAGGCGAGGUCCGGGUGGUCCUCCAGGCGCUGGUGACAAGAAAGCUGAUGUAGGCGCAGGUACAGGUGAUCUUGAAUUCCGUGGUGGCUUCGGCCGUGGAAAAGCACUACAGUAACUUUAUUCGUAUAAUGAAAUUUUAAAUAAAUAUUCUAAAAUA